Messenger RNA from Fundulus heteroclitus (mummichog), 1707 nucleotides. RefSeq names its product heat shock 70 kDa protein 12A-like. The record is from RefSeq and is a predicted model, not a curated record. NCBI's taxonomy places the organism in Eukaryota, Metazoa, Chordata, Actinopteri, Cyprinodontiformes, Fundulidae. The coding region runs from base 1 to 1707 and encodes 568 amino acids. Gene Ontology annotation, molecular function: ATP binding; ATP-dependent protein folding chaperone. The transcript has 4 exons.
AUGGGCGACUCUUUCAUCAUAGCCAUAGACUUUGGCACGACCUACAGUGGAUAUGCUUUCAGUAUAACUGACAGCAUAAAAGAAAUUGAGCCACAUGUGAAAUAUUGGGGUGACGAAGUUGGACUGGAAACCGUAAAGACUCCUACCUGCAUUCUGUUUGAUGAAAAUGAACAAUUUAUCAGCUUUGGCUAUCCAGCUAAAGACUCCUAUAUUUUAAAGAAGAGCAAAGAAGCCAGACAGAUGUUCUUCUUUGACUGCUUCAAGAUGUCCCUCUAUGGCAAAAAAUUUAACAUGGAUCUGAAGAUUAAAGCAGCAAACGGAAAGUCAAUGAAUGCACUGAAGGUUUUUACAGAAGCUCUAAGGUUCCUGAAGGAAGAUGCACUGAAAACCAUCAGUAACAUUACAGAGAAAAAGUUUAUCGCGUCUGACUUCACCUGGGUACUGACUGUUCCUGCCAUCUGGGAUCACUCAGCUAAACAGUUCAUGAGAGAAGCUGCAACUCAGGCGGGUAUUGUAUCCAGAGGUACUGAAGAAAAGCUGGUGAUUGCGCUGGAACCAGAAGCAGCUUCAGUUUUUUGUAAAAGGCUGCCAGCUGAGGGCUUCAUUGCAGAAAACCAGGACGAAAACAAACUAGCUCAAUCCCCUGGAACUCAGUACAUUGUUGUUGACUGUGGAGGAGGAACUAUUGACAUCACUGUUCAUGAAAUCAUGGAAGGAGGAGCACUGAAGGAGCUGCUCAAAGCAUCUGGAAAUGACCUCGGAGGACAAACUGUGGACAAGAAAUUUAAAAAGUUCCUCAGAGAAAUAUUCUCUGAUGGUGUCUGGGAUGAAUAUGAAAGAAAAUUUCCCAGUGAGGUUCAGAAAAUGAUGUAUGAUUUCACACUUUUCAAAAAACAAGAUGAUGAUGCAGAGAUUGAUUGUCCAUAUAACCUUGGAAAGGUUGCUCAGGAAAAGAAAGCAAUGGGGGAAUACUUUAAAGGAGUGGAAGGAGCCUCCUGGGAUGAAGGGUCUAUUGUCAUCUCUAAGCAAAAACUGAGAGAUUUGUUUGCUGAGAGCUUAAAUGGCAUCACUGAGAGACUCAAAGAAAUAUUCUCCAAAGGUCUAAGUAUUAAUUAUAUUUUAUUAGUGGGGGGCUACGCUGAAAGCCAGAUUCUACGGAGACGCAUCACUGAAGAAUUUGUUGAUUACUGUAUAGUUCUGUGUCCAUAUAGGCCUCAAGAAGCAAUCAUGAAAGGAGCUGUACAGUUUGGAAGAAACCCUGCUGCAGUGGCAUCUAGAAAAAGUGCCUUUACAUAUGGAGUUUGUAUUACUGAAAUAUUCGAUCAACUAAAGCACAAGGAAGAGAAAAAAAUUAUAAAUGAAGAGGGUGAAUGGUGUGAUGGUAUCUUCAUGACACUGGUGACAGCUGAUGAUGAUGUUGGUUGGGAUGAAAUUAAAACAGAGAUUCUGUAUCCAACUGAAUCAGAUCAGACACUGGCAAACUUUACCUUUUAUCACACAGAGAAAAAGCAAGUAACAUACGUUGAUGAGGAGGGAGUGGAAGAAAUUGGCUCAUUUGAUGUUCAGUUGCCUAAAACAACCCUUGGAAGGAAUCGUGAGAUCGAACUGAAAGUCAAGUUUGGCUUCACAGAAAUGACAGCAACAGCCACUGACAAAGAGACAGGCUCAACACUAACAGUCAAGUUAAACUUCAUGACAAAAUCAUAA